Molecule: messenger RNA, 1950 nt
Organism: Mesorhabditis belari
Lineage: Eukaryota; Metazoa; Nematoda; Chromadorea; Rhabditida; Rhabditidae
Source: the annotation of a GenBank genome assembly
AUGGUUAUUCUUGAUCGAGACAGUGAAGAGGAAGCGCUAAGGAAUUUGAUGCUAAUGGAACCGAUGUUUGACACAUGUGCGGAUAAAGAUUUGAAAGAAUUACAAGAUGCACAUGAUUCUGGAGAAGCAGUCUCGAAUGUGACAUUCAGUCAAGUGAUGUUUCUAAGAGGUUUGGGAUACGAUUUCAACAAAGAUGACUGUAAUUUGUACUAUACUUUUGAUGAGGUUCGAAACAUGUCGAUAUUCCCAAGAGAUCACCAUGGAAAACCUUUGUAUUCUUAUUAUGAUUCGUGGAAUUGGGGUCUAAAUGACAUUGACAUCUUGAGUCUUUUGAAUCAAACGGAGAAAUUCGAAAAUAAUUGUACACACGAUGAUCUCGAUAAGAAACAAGUUGUUGUUUUUGCUUUCAUCUCAAUGCCAAUGGAUGAUGCUAUCGAUCGUUUCGUUGACAUGAAAACCCGUUGGAAUGACGCGAUGUUAAGAAGUUAUUCAAUAAACAAUUAUAUUAUGAAGAUCUUCUGGACAAAACCGAACGAAACGGGGAACAACGAUGUAAGGAAAUAUUUGAAUGAAGUGAAAAAGACCUCAAAAACGUUUAUCAGUUCGGAAGAAAAUAUCACAAUGUUGUCUGAAAGUGAUAGAACAAAAGCGUAUGGAAUGUGCGCAAAUCCACCAGCCACGGUCGCCCCUGUGCUCGACAAAUUCCCAGUGGUCGCAUUCACGGUUGGAGUGGGAGGAUUUCUGUUGAUUGUCAUCUUUAUCGUGGUUGUCGUCUUCGUUCUCUUUACACAAACAAGUUUACUCAAUCGACCUGCUUACCACUUCUUUCGUUUCUUGGAGAAUCGGCUCAAGCUCAAGUUUGCCUUUUUGGUCAAAAUGCAUCAAGAAAUCACUGAUGCUGGCUUUGAUCGAUACGUGGCUGCUUACAGAAGAGGCGAAGAUGAAUGGGAAGUCGAUCCACAGAAUUUGCACAUCAGCACGGAGAAGCUCGGUUCCGGUGCCGCUGGCUCAGUGUUUAUGGGAAUGCUCAGCGGCUUGCCACCAGUUUCCAUAAUCUAUCCAAGAGCUCAGCUGGUUGGUAAUUAUGCGAGAGAUGAGAACCCAGUGGCCAUCAAGAAACCCCACGAUGGGGCUGGAGCUGAAGAAAGAAUUGAGUUCCUGCAAGAGAUUCGCUUUAUGAAAACUCUCGGUUUCCACCCUCACGUGCUUACAAUGUUGGGUUGUUACAUCUAUCCACUCCAUCCAUUGAUCGUCACUGAACUCUGUGAAUUUGGUGAUCUUCUGUCAAUCGUGCGACUAUUCGGUGAUCCAAAAACGAGAUCUACAGCUCCAAUCGAGGUCGACAUUCUCCCGGUGAUGGCCUGGCAAAUUUGUGAUGCUCUUUCUUUUCUCGCCUCAAUCGGAAUCAUCCACCGUGACGUGGCAGCGAGAAACGUUUUAGUGACCAAAGCGAAAGUUGCUAAACUAUCCGACUUUGGUCUUUGUCGAAAAAGUGAAAAUUUGAUGUAUAUUGGAAAGAAAGUUCCGGCAAGAUUACCAUUGAAAUGGAUGGCGCCUGAAGCCAUUGAGAAAGCCGAGUACAGCCACAAAUCCGAUAUGUGGUCUUACGGAGUUGUCCUUUAUGAAAUCUUCUCUUUUGGCACUGUCCCUUAUCCGACAAUCUCAUCAGAAGCUGUUCUCGAAUUUGUGAAGAAAGGAAAUCGUUUGGAAACUCCACAAGACACUCCUCCAUGGCUAGAACCAUUGAUGGAAUCAUGUUGGGAAGAGAAACCAGCAGAUCGACCAAUGGCCUAUGAUCUGAAAGCUGCAUUGUAUUCCCAUAUUGAGACGGCCGCAAAUAGUUAUGGAUAUCUACAGAUGAACCUUGACGACUACCCGGGAGAAGAGAAUGAUGAUGAAGAGAUCGAAAUGCACGCAAAUGAAUCCUUCAAGAUUCUCGACACAAAAUUC